AUGUCGGAGCUCAGUACAAUCACCACUCCCCUGCGAUGGUUCGAAGGUCAUGAAGGACACAUAAAUGCAGUCGCAGUUUUCCCUGAUAAAUAUCGGAUGGUUACGGGCUCGUAUGACACAACACUUCAUCUGUGGGACUUGAAGACAGGUGUUGUGUUGAAGAAGAUGGUGGGGCAUCGCAAUCCGGUGUGGAGAUUGGCGAUAUCACGAGAUGGGCAAUUGAUAGCAAGUGGUGAUGAAAGGGGAGAGGUCAUCGUCUGCGCAGGAUGUACAAGAGGGUGGAGGUCUGAGAGUAAGCAAACAUUGAAAACAGUGGUUAACAUGGGCAUCUUCAUUCCUCCCAAGAUGAUUUUUGAUUGUUUUGGGCAUCUCGCGCAACCGCCAGCCCUAUGGCAUAUGAUACUUGGCGUGAUCAGAGUGAGACAUUAUCUUUGGAAAAGAAUAAAUAUAUUCAAUACACUUACUUGGGUGGGGAAUCCAAGGAAGGGAUGCUGAUGGUUCAAUUGGCACACGAGAUAUCACUUACCAGAAGGACAAUCAAGGUUGAGGAGCUUGUGAAAAGUGAAUUUCUGUGAAAGAACUAGAUAGUACAUUUGUAAGAUAGUUGUACACGUGCUGCAUCAAUGACCAUUGGUGUGUGGGCCCGGGGGAGACGCACAACAAAGAAAAAGUACGAAAUGAGCUCGCAAUGGAAGGGGUCGUGACUGCACGUUUGAAGCAGGAGGUGUCGCGGGUGUCGAGACAGCGGCAGGCUGAGUCUGCGAUGAUAACGCCUGGGGCUGGGUUUGGCCUUGUGAUUGACAUUGCUGCUGCUGCGUUGGUAUCACAUUGCCAUGGGUGUGCUGAGGAGAUACACAGCAAAGAAAAAGCACGACAUGAGCCCACCAUGGGAUGGG
Suillus fuscotomentosus is the source of this 896-nucleotide messenger RNA. Its product is annotated as WD40-repeat-containing domain protein. Gene Ontology annotation, molecular function: protein binding. Lineage: Eukaryota; Fungi; Basidiomycota; Agaricomycetes; Boletales; Suillaceae. The record is from RefSeq and is a predicted model, not a curated record. Bases 1 to 495 code for a protein of 164 amino acids. The transcript has 5 exons.